AUGGGCAACCCGACGGCUGUCUCUCCUACAUCCCAGAAGCCCAGUUCUAUCUCAAUCAAGGGCUUUAAAAUCACGACUCAAAAGUUACCAAUAUUGAAAUCUGAUCCUAUUGAAGAAAUGACAAAGAAACUAGGGAUUACGCCACCAGAAAUGAUUUUUGGUGAUAACUUUAUUGCUAUUGAACAUGAGAAGAGCGGCUGGGGCAUUGUGUUUAAUGCGUUUGAUGCAUUGGACCGCGUCGAUAAAACAGGCGAGUCAAUGCUCAAAGUCGCAUAUUCGAAAGAGUGGCAAAGAAGCAGAGAAAAAACCCACGAAGGUAUCAAAGAGAUUGUCAAGCCAUUCGAUUGGUCAUAUACUACAGAUUACAAAGGAACGCUUUCUUCCCAGGAUCACCCUUUUGAGGAGACUACAAAAGAAAUUCCGAUCGAGUUACUGAAACGCCCUGACCCUAUUCUAUUUUUUGACGACGUCGUAUUAUAUGAGGAUGAACUUGCCGAUAAUGGUAUCACUAUGUUCUCAUGCAAAAUCCGAGUUAUGCCGGCGAGGCUUCUCUUGCUCUCAAGGUUAUUUAUGAGACUUGAUAACGUUCUCUUUCGACUCCGGGAUACAAGAAUCUAUGUUGACUUUGACAACAUGGAGGUAAUCAGAGAAUACCAGUCCAAAGAAUGCGAAUACGAAGCAGUCAGAAAGACCUUAGCAACCACGAGGGAUGACGUUCCGGCCGUUAUGAGAGACCCAAACAGGCUUUCAGGAAUUCUCCCUUUAGCAGAGAGGCGUAUAGAGCGAGUCAUCCUAGGAGAGUAG
This is a messenger RNA of Aspergillus wentii DTO 134E9, 804 nucleotides long. Its product is annotated as TIP41 family protein. The transcript has 3 exons. The record is from RefSeq and is a predicted model, not a curated record. The coding region runs from base 1 to 804 and encodes 267 amino acids. Gene Ontology annotation, biological process: TOR signaling. NCBI's taxonomy places the organism in Eukaryota, Fungi, Ascomycota, Eurotiomycetes, Eurotiales, Aspergillaceae. Gene Ontology annotation, cellular component: cytosol.